CGAAUUGAACACCACAACACGGAGAGAGAGAUAAACCAAAAGAGUAGAGAAUGAGCCACUGCUGACCGGACUACAGCAGCCGUGAUUUUUGCGGGUGAUUAGCAUUGGAAAGAAACGACAAAAGCUAAGGUAAUUCACACCAAAAUGGGCGUGCGUGUGAUAGAGGCGGAUUCGGCUAGUGACUCGUAUGACGAUGACGAUUGUUCGACGUGCAAUAAAGAGAAAAGUAAAGCACCAAAUAAGGCCAAAGCUGGCAACGGUGGCAAGAGGAGUCCCUCGCCCCCAGAUGGUGCCAGCUACAUCAGCAGGGAUCUGGUGGGCAACUGCAAGGAGUACCGCAUCGAGAACAAUACCCGCGAUCUGCGUAUCAUUGGCAAUGGCAACCGGAUAAGGGUUGUCAGCAACUCGGGCUAUCUACAGGUCAUCGGAAACGCCAACAGAUUGAAAAUCCAGAGCAAUAGUGGUUCCCUCAAGUAUACGGGCAAUGACGGACGCAUCUAUUUGGGAAGUGAUUCCCAGCAGCAGAGCGUCGACUACACUGGAUGCAACGGCCUCUUGAAGGUGGUGAAAUCCCUAGAUCUCGAAGGCAGCGGCAAGAAGGCGCCCAGCAAGCGCACAAAUACCCCCCAAAACCCUAAAUCAAAGAAGACGUCCAAGCCGACGCCAUCCAUGGGCAUUGAGAUCGACAACAACCUCACGAUCGUGAAUGGUGUGGCCGGGAAUAUUGUGAUCAAUGUCACAUUGAUGCCAUCAAUGUGAGCAUAUGAACCUAGGCGGAGAGCAGACAGGGAGCUCUCUACGCCCACCUGGCCAAAGACUAAUAUUGUAAUUGUUUCUUGCCUCCGUACUGAAUGGUUCCUACCGACUGUAGUCAUUAGUCUUAUCGUAUGUAACUUCCGACUGCUACCAACAUUACAUUCAGCAUUUUAAAGUAUUAUUAUUCGCCACGUAGUUAAUGUUCAUUAGGCAAAAAUAUUCAUCAUAUAAUUAAGUGGGCUACACAUGCAAUGCAUUGUGCAUUGAUCAGCGAAUUAUUUAUAGUCGCAGCAUAAACCAUAGUGAACAAAUAUUGUGCUUCAUUCCAAGAAUGAAUAUUCUGAUUAAAGAAAACAAAAUAUUUUAAAG
Drosophila subobscura is the source of this 1125-nucleotide messenger RNA. RefSeq lists its product as uncharacterized. NCBI's taxonomy places the organism in Eukaryota, Metazoa, Arthropoda, Insecta, Diptera, Drosophilidae. The record is from RefSeq and is a predicted model, not a curated record. The transcript has a single exon. The coding region runs from base 145 to 759 and encodes 204 amino acids.